GUUUGGGAAUGGCGAUGGCGGCAAGGAUGUUGCAGAGGCGAUUCAUCUCUAUUUUUUCUGGACAAACCCAUCAUCCCAUUCUUCAAGGGUCCUCUCGGUAUUCUCCUGCCAGUGCAAUAUUAAACAGAUAUGGAUUUCAUCAAAGAGGGGUCACCACACAUACAACUCCAAUCAAACAUGUUAGUGAAGAUGUAGAAAAUAAGGAAGACGCUACCUUAAAAUCAAGUCUAAACCCAGAUAAUGUUCCUACAUCCAUUAGCAUUAAUGAGAACUCUGCAGUAAAGUUUUCUGCCCAUUCCAGUUUGAAAACAUCCUCAAGGCAUGAUCUUGCUAUGGUUUUUACCUGCAAGGUCUGUGAAACGAGAUCCAUUAAGACAGUUUGUCGCCAAUCGUAUGAGAAAGGUGUAGUGGUAGCCAGAUGUGGGGGGUGUAAUAAUCUUCACUUGAUUGCAGAUCACCUUGGGUGGUUUGGUGAACCAGGUAGCAUUGAGGACUUCCUGGCUUCUCGUGGAGAAGAAGUUAAAAGAGGUUCAGUUGAUACACUGAAUCUAACAUUGGAAGAUAUAGCUGGAAGAAAACCUUGAAAUGUACAAUUUGACCAAAUAUAUGGUUCCAUUAGGGUAUAUCACUGAGAGUUUGGAAGGGCAAGGGAGUGUAACAAUAGUUGCUGUUUUCUUGAUUAUCCUCAUUCAAAAGUGACAUAUUAAUGUACUGUUUUCUUCAUUAAUUAUUUUUGGUGCCUGAUGAAGGAAUGGAAUGCCUUUGAGAUCUUGUGUAAACAGUAGCCACAGAGGAAUAAUAAGUUGGGAUGUGAGGUUCUGGAGGAAACAACUUUGGUAAUAGAUUGUGUCAUGUCUGUUCUUCGAUCAUGAAAUUUCCUUGCAUCAUUAAAUCAUCAUACCAUUGUCUAGCUACUCUUACUACUCAAGGGAUUAUGCCGACCCCUUAUCAUAUUUUACAUUGUGAUCUCAUGUAUUCAGUUUGGGUAGACUUGUGUAACUUGUCUAUGCACAUAUAUUACAUAUGUGAGAGUAGCUAGCUUAAAUUGUUGAUAGCUAGCUUAAAUUGUUGAUAGAUUGUUUGCUUUCAGCUGAGAAAGCUAGAGAAAGGAUAGUUAUGCUAAUGAAUUGUGCUUAUUGACGUAGAAGAGUUAUGCUAAGAGUUUGUUUAUGUAAUUGUUGGAAUCGAUUUCCACAGAAUCAGAAAAUAACCAAUGCCAUUGAACAUGUUU
This is a messenger RNA of Abrus precatorius (Indian licorice), 1231 nucleotides long. RefSeq names its product DNL-type zinc finger protein. Gene Ontology annotation, molecular function: zinc ion binding; protein-folding chaperone binding. Gene Ontology annotation, biological process: protein folding; protein stabilization; protein import into mitochondrial matrix. The transcript is spliced from 2 exons. NCBI's taxonomy places the organism in Eukaryota, Viridiplantae, Streptophyta, Magnoliopsida, Fabales, Fabaceae. The record is from RefSeq and is a predicted model, not a curated record. Gene Ontology annotation, cellular component: mitochondrion. Bases 9 to 584 code for a protein of 191 amino acids.